AUGUCCAAGUGGCUGCCUUUAUGGAGCAUCAUCAUGGGGGAGGCCAUCAGUCUUACAUCUUUGGGCGAGGAGCAUGGAGGAUUAGAUGUCGACCAACCAAACCACCUUUGGCUUCUCCACAAGCUCUUUCUCAAUGCCCUAAAUGCACACAUUGGACAGUUUGUCCAGUCAUGGAACCAUCAUAUCAUUUCUAUUCGUGGAGAGUGGGGUCAAAGUCCCAUUGAUAUGUUUGGGUUUGACAUGCUAGUGCAUGGUAUCCGGGGUAACAUGGUAUGGGAAGAGGAUAUGGUAAGGGUUGAAUCAAAUACAACAGACACUGAGAGGCUUCAGGAUGAUGUGCUUCACCCUGAAGACCUCACUGCUUAUGAUGGUGACAUUCAGGAUGAAGCCUUACAGGCACCAGGAUCUUGGAGGAGGCAUCGACUUCAUGAAGUUAUUGUGUCAGUUGACCAUGACAACCUAAGCAGCCAGAUAGAGGCAGGACUUAUAUCAUUCAUCUCACCACAUCUGGAAGUGGCUUCAACUAAAGAAGAAAUGCUGGGUGUUUGGCAGAUAGCUCUAGCUGCAAUGAGGAACAAUUUUGUACCAGGUUUCUAG
Molecule: messenger RNA, 597 nt
Organism: Cantharellus anzutake
Lineage: Eukaryota; Fungi; Basidiomycota; Agaricomycetes; Cantharellales; Hydnaceae
Exons: 3
Coding region: 1-597 (198 amino acids)
Source: RefSeq, a predicted model, not a curated record